ACGGACAACAGCAGCCCCUGCUUGGCCUUCGCGAUGCAGCGGGCCAGUCUUUACAAGCAACAUCUCCCCUUCACUCAUGGAGGCCAUUUCUGGCGCGACCAAUAUCUUCUUGAGCGGUGGGCUGGGUGUGUCCAGCCCGUGGUAUACUUGAACGACUUUUGCCAUAAAUAUAAGCUGCUUCGAAGACUAGGAGAUUGGAGUUGGUUAACAAAGGAUCCAGUCACUAACAAAUACUUGACUCUGAAAUUCAUAUCUCGGCCAAGCCGUCGUGAACUGACCAUCUGUCAGUUUGUGAAGGAACAUUGCUUCAGUCCAAACGUAUCUACCAUCACAGAUUCCUUUACAAUCCCGCAUCACUUAUCCAAAGGAGGUCGCAACACCCCGAGCAUCCUGUUUGAUGCUAUCGUCUACCCAACGACGGGCGUAGACCUUCGGCGAGUUUCUACACCAUGCGAGCACCCCCAAAGCCCUGCCCCGUUGAGCAUCGAUAGACGUAUGCAAUGUGUACGCCACCUCAUACGAGGUAUUGCUGAUUUGCAUCGUGCUAGAAUCGUGCACGGGGACAUCCACCCAGGAAACGUUGUUCUUCCGCCGCCUCUCGAUUCAGAUAUCGAGCGCCUACUGGAACAGGAGCCUCUUGAGCAUCGAAUUUGCCGGAAAGACGGAGCUCCAACUUCACGUCUCCUCCCCGAACGAGUGACCGAGCCUGUUGAUAUUGGUUAUGGUGUAGGACAAGUCCAAAUCAUCGAUCUCGGGUACGCCUUUCAGCCCAGUGAAGGUGCUGCCUUCACUAGGAGGGAUUUUCCACGCGGGACCCCUUUACCGCCGGAACUAAUUGGAAAAAACGCCAGCACUGUCUUGCCCUUCCUGGUUGACAGUUGGCAAUUAGGCUUGACGCUCUAUUUUAUCUUGACAGAUGGGUUCUCGAUCAUGGAGGGAGGAUGUCACAAAAGUGAUGAGCAAGUUCGAUCCCAUUACUCUGACCAAAUCGCUCAGCUGAGACAUGGGAAAGAUGAAGGGCUGGAACAGUUACCAGUGAGCAUUCGUCCAAACCUAACGACGAUACUACUUUUACUUCUGUGCCAUGAUCCGGCUCAAAGGUUGUCUGUGGAGAAACUUAGUCAAAAUGCCUGGCUCAUGGAGGAGGCUAAUUCAAGGUUUGAAUAGCCAUGCUGCUUCAUUCAUCAGCUGAUGGCAGCUCCACUGCCAAGUAGAAAGCGGCAUCUUCCAAAUACACAAAGAAACAUCCCUCCUUG
This is a messenger RNA of Verticillium dahliae VdLs.17, 1256 nucleotides long. RefSeq lists its product as uncharacterized. Gene Ontology annotation, biological process: protein phosphorylation; intracellular signal transduction. Bases 34 to 1167 code for a protein of 377 amino acids. The transcript has 4 exons. The record is from RefSeq and is a predicted model, not a curated record. Gene Ontology annotation, cellular component: cytoplasm. Lineage: Eukaryota; Fungi; Ascomycota; Sordariomycetes; Glomerellales; Plectosphaerellaceae. Gene Ontology annotation, molecular function: protein serine/threonine kinase activity; ATP binding.